AUGCACAUCUCCAUCGCCGCCCUCCUCACCGGCGCCAUGCUCGCCGCCGCCGCCGAGCACGCCCACUAUGCGCCCAUCUUCCUGAGCCCCAAGCGCCAGCUCCUGACCUGCGCCCAGACGUACGGCAACGGCUCCGUCCAGUGCGGCUCCGAGAACAGCACCAUGUGCUACACCCCGAGCAAAGGCGAUGUAGGUUCCUUCACAUCCAACCCUCCCGACACACCACCAGCAGGUCUCUCGGGCCUCUCCCCCCACCCCCGUCAAAGAGUGAUAGUGUUGUAUCCGGAAACAAAAAUCCGAAAAAAAGAAGCUGACAAAGAGAACCCGCCCGCUCGACGAUACAGACAUGCUGCCCCGACAACGGCUACUGCGAAGCAGGCCUCUACUGCGCCCCCGUCGCCGGAUACUGCUGCGUCGAGGAAAAAAAAAAAACAGGGCCAAUCCCUCUCCGCCUGCGCCGCACAAGCAGGCUUCGCCCUGCCCGCCUCCCUCCUCGCCUCCGCAGCCGCAGCCGUCACCAACAUCAACGGCAACGGCACGUCGCGCUCGACGCCCACCGUGACCGCCACGGCGACCGUCAACGCCACGGCCGCCGUCUUCGCUGUCGGCGACGGCCCCUCCGCCGACGACGAGAUCACGCUGCUGACGCUGGCGCCCUCCGCCACCACGGGCUCUCCUGCCCUGCCGACCAACGGCUACUUCAACGGCAGCACCAACACGUCCGUCCUCGCGGCCCCGACGUACGUGCAGGUCGCCCGCGCGGGCAGGCGCGAGCAGAGGCCCGGCGCGGCGUGGGUGGCCACUGCCGCGGCGCUGGCUGCCGUGCUCGUGUCGGCGCUGUGA
This is a messenger RNA of Thyridium curvatum, 843 nucleotides long. RefSeq lists its product as uncharacterized. The transcript is spliced from 2 exons. Bases 1 to 843 code for a protein of 280 amino acids. NCBI's taxonomy places the organism in Eukaryota, Fungi, Ascomycota, Sordariomycetes, Thyridiales, Thyridiaceae. The record is from RefSeq and is a predicted model, not a curated record.